Molecule: messenger RNA, 432 nt
Organism: Saccostrea cuccullata (small rock oyster)
Lineage: Eukaryota; Metazoa; Mollusca; Bivalvia; Ostreida; Ostreidae
Product: sushi, nidogen and EGF-like domain-containing protein 1
Exons: 4
Coding region: 1-432 (143 amino acids)
Source: RefSeq, a predicted model, not a curated record
AUGAACUUCGAUCACAGUGUCCUUGUUAGCACAAAACAUGCUACCACCUCGUGCGAUCCUAAUCCCUGUCGGAACGGAGGCACGUGUAAAUUGCUGGGAGGAUCUCUUAGUUGUGAAUGUCCACUUCAAGGCGGAUAUUGUAAAAACUCGGACCAAUGCUGUAAGUGGCAAGCCUCUGUGGAGUGUGGAUGUCCUCCUCAAUGGACAGGUCAUUACUGUGAUCAGCUAUUUCUACCACCCUGCCGCUUCAAUCCCUGUCAAAAUGCAGGAAAUUGUUACCUUUCCAAAUUUAAGGUUCUGAAAAAUGUUCGUGCCCUUUCCCAUUUCAUGGCAAUCAUUGUGAACAUCAUUAUGAUGAUUGGAGCCUUAAAAAGAAAACAUAAGUUCCGUGGACUGAAAGGGCCAAUGCAUAUAUUAAUAUUCGGAAGUUGA